AUGAAAUAUAUUUUUAUUUUUAUUUUUUUAUUUUUUAUUGUCAAAAAAUCAUUGUCGCAACCAACUGUUAAUAAUAUAUUUAAAAAGCCAACAGGCGACUUUAAUAUUAUUGAAAAUUGGGAUAAAGGUGUUCCAACACUUAAUGAUGGCUACCGUGCUAUAAUCGGUGUUUCAGAGAGUGGGGGAGCUUGGUCAAACCAACAAGUUACCAACUUUAAUGGUCCAGCAAAUGCUUUUUGGAUUCAAGUAGGUCAAAGCUCAACACUUGGAAAUACUUUUACUACAACAUAUGGUGUAAAUGCAGAAAACUUUAUAAUUGUAAAUAAAGCCUUAGUAAGUUUUCAAAUAGCUGGCAAUCCAACCACUAAUGCAGCAAAUUAUUACUGUGACAUUGAUAAAUUCUCAUUAAUUGCAGCAAAUAUAUCUAUAACAAAAAAUUUUAAAUCUGAUGCAAUUUUUGUUCUAGACCCAACCAGCUAUAUGAAUGUAGUAAGCUCUACCUUUAAUACAAAAAUAAUUCAAAACACUCAAAGCUUUUCAUUUUAUAAAGAUUCUAAAAUCGUCUUAAUGGGUCUAAAAGGUUUUGAAAAUUCAUCACAUGAAUUCCAUAAUACAGACCUCUUAGUUAACAAUAACCCAGAGCAAGGCUCAUCAUGGUUCGAUACAAAUACAGAAGUUUAUUUUUAUAAUUCAAACUACACAAGCUAUGAUAUAUUUAAUAUAUAUAAUAACUCUGAAAUGUUUUUAUUUGAUUCAGAUGCUAAAUUUAUUUAUGAUAAUGAUGGUGAAAAUUACAUUGGUUUACAAAUUAAAAAAAGUGCUUUAUAUGUAGUUGGCUCUACUUUUUACAGCUCAAAGUAUAUUGGUAACUAUGAUAGUCAAAUUAUAUUCGAAGACUCAACUGGUACCAUAAGCAAUGACUUUAAUCUCUUUGAUCACUCUGUUUUAUAUGGCGAUAAUAGUAAAAUUACAUUUAAUAAUAUUUUCAGUAUCUAUAAUACCUCACAACUAAAUAUCAAAGAUAAUUCAAAUGUAAAUAUUUUAGGUGCAGUUUCUAUAACUGACCAAGGUGUUGCUUCAAUAAAUAAUUCCAUCUUUACCGUUAAUAACAAAAACAUUGACCCAAGUAAUACCAAACUUUAUUUCCAAAUCUAUGAUUCAGCUAAAUUUUUCAGCUACAACUCCCAACUUUCAAUUGAAUGCUAUUUUUUAGCUGCUGAUGACUCAGAUAUCUAUUUUGAAUCCAGUAGUGUAUCAAUUAACUCCUUUGCCCAGCUUUCUGAAAAAAGUACCAUGACCUUGAGAAAAUCAACAAUCAGUUUAGAUGAAGAUUUAAGCCUAUGGGAAAAUUCAAAUUUUGCUUUAUUAAACCAAAGUACAUUAACUGUUUUGGGUUAUCUAUCAUUUUAUAAUCAAUCUUUUAUGACUGUUAGAGACUCAAAAGUAACAAUCAGUGGCUUUGUAUAUGACUACACUUCCGCAAUUAAAAAUUACUAUUUUGCUAUAAUUAAUUCAAAUUUUAAUGUUAAUGGAUAUUUUAUUUCUUAUGGCUCUUUAUUGCUUAAAUCAGGUUCCACUUUCAAUGUCAACAAUCAAUUUACAAUUAAAGGUUAUUUUAAUAUUGAAUCAAAUUCUCAGUUUUCAAUUAAAGGUUCUUUUAUUAACUACGGUAUUGUUGAAAUGACAGAUUCCAAAGGUUUUAUUGAAGAUGGUCAAUUAAAAUUAACGGACAACUCUGAUUUUACCUUAACAAAUUCAGAAAUUACAUUAAAGAAUGGAGAUUUGUUAUUAAGUUCAAGUGCAAAUCUUCAACUAAUCAACUCCCAAAUUCUUAACCAAGAUGGUUCUUUAACUUUUGAUGGUGAAAUCCAUUUAAAUAGUAAGAGCUCAUUAAAAAACUCUGCCCACUUUAUUUUAAAUAACAAUAUCGUACCAUCAGAAUCAGGCUCCCAAACAUUUGAUAACUCUGGAACUCUAGAUAUUAAUAAUGGUAAUGAAACCACAACAAAUAUUUUAGUUCCAAUGACUAAUGCCGGUACUGUUAAUCUUGGUAAAAAUGCUUUUAUUAUAUCAUACACCCAAACCAAUGGUAAUUUAAUAUUAAACAAAGCAGUUCUUUCCUCAAAUAAUACAAUUAUUGUAAAUAAUAGUGGUAUUCAAGGUAGUGGCCAAUUAAAUGGUUCAAUUACAACUAAUGGAGGUAAAUUAGGUAAUAGUUCCAUUUCUAAUCUCGAUAUUAAUGGUGAUUUAGAUUCCUACAAAGAUACCUAUACCUUUACUUUAGAUAGCAAUACAACCUCAUCUUUUAUCAACAUUUCAAAUAAUGCCACAAUUAACAACUCCACUUUAGUUAUUAGAGUCAAUGUCAAUUUGUUAACAGAUGGAACCCAAUUGAACACCACCUUGAUCCAAUCUAACAAUUUAAAAGGUAAUGGUUUUUCAAAUAUUAUUUUCAAGAGCUAUGAUCCAAAAGCAAAUACAGAAAGCGAUAUUGAAGGUUGCAAACACUCUGUCGCAUAUAAUAGAGGUACUUUAGGUGUCCUUUUAAAUAGUAAUAAAGAUAAAGAAUGCUCAAGUAACAAUGGUAGUACAGGUGGUACAGAUGGAGGUGAUGGUGGUGAUGGUGGAGAAAAAACCUAUUUUGGAAACUCGUUAACUGCUGGUGCAAUUGCAGGUAUUGUUGUUGGUAUUGCUGCAUUUGUAGUUAUCGCUGGUGUUAUUGUCCAUUUUAGAAAUAAAAUUCCAAAAGUUGAAAGAUUAUCAUUCAAACUUAAACAAGUUAAUAAUAAUGCAUAA
This is a messenger RNA of Dictyostelium purpureum, 2796 nucleotides long. RefSeq lists its product as uncharacterized. Bases 1 to 2796 code for a protein of 931 amino acids. Lineage: Eukaryota; Evosea; Eumycetozoa; Dictyosteliales; Dictyosteliaceae. The transcript is spliced from 3 exons. The record is from RefSeq and is a predicted model, not a curated record.